UUCCUCUGUUCGUGUGAUGUCAUCUCUCUAUCCUACUCCUGACCUCACUUCAGGAGCACUGUUCACUGUGCAGACACAAUGUGUUAGUUAAGUUGGUCACGUGAUUCCAGGCAAACCCCGCCUCUUCAGUUGCAGAGACUUUGUGGGGCACAUUCAGCACCUGCGUGGACUUGCAAUUUCAAGACACUUCUUUUGGAUAUGCAGCUACUGGUAUAUAGCCAAGUAUGGCGCAGCUGCUCAUCUCGACUCUUUGUCCGUAUCUUCCCAGGAUCUUCAGACCCAGGAACACUUAUAGCUGGACGCAGACAAAUCCAUGAAGGAGUGGUGGCUUUGUCCUACGACCUUUAUGAUGGAAGUGCUCCUGGUUCUCCUCUUGUGUUACUUCAUGGACUGUUUGGCAGUAAAUCUAACUUCCAGUCUAUUGCUAGUGCCUUGGUGCGCAAUACAGGCAGGAAGGUUUUGACACUUGAUGCUCGUAACCAUGGUAGCAGCCCUCAUACUAACAUUAUGACUUACCAUGCAAUGAGCGCUGAUGUACAGCACAUCCUGGAGAAGCUUCACAUCCCAAAGUGUAUCCUGAUUGGCCAUAGCAUGGGAGGGAAAACUGCCAUGACCUUGGCAUUGCAGCAACCUCAGUUGGUGGAGCGUUUGGUUUCUGUAGAUAUCAGCCCUUCUCAGUCUAUUCCACAGUCUAUUCCACAGUCUGGCUUCCCAAAGUUUAUUACAGCCAUGCAAAAUGUACGUCUGGAAGGGAACAUGCCCCGAUCCACAGCUAGAAGACUGGCAGAUGAACAGCUUAGUACAAUUGUGAAGAAACCAGCAGUUCGCAAUUUUCUUAUAACUAACUUAGUCCAAGAGAAUGGCAAUUUCAAAUGGAGAGUGAAUCUGGAGGCUAUCUCUUCCCACCUGCAUGACCUCAUGGACUUCCCCGAGUUUCAUGAGCCAUAUCCUGGGCCAACACUAUUUUUAGGUGGUGCUGAUUCUCCUUAUAUUAGCUCUGAGAAUUACAAUGAAAUUGAACGCCUGUUCCCUUAUGCAAAUGUGGAGUACAUCAUAGGAUCUGGCCACUGGGUACAUGCAGACAAAACGGAGGAUUUUCUAAAUGCAAUCUGCAAUUUUGUACAAACUACAUAAUUCAUACAGUCUUUAUUUUCUCUGUGCCCUGAGAGCUUUGAGAUCCAGUGACUUGCUUAGGGUUCAGCCUGAGAUCUAAAACUACAACAAGUAAGCCAACCAAUAGAAAACGUUCCAAGGAACUUGCUUAAAAAGAGAGAACUGACAGUGGUUUAGCAUUUUAAGUGAUGUAUGAUCAGGAAUUGUGGUUCUCGUUUAUAAGCUCUAGGUAAGUGUGCUUUGCAUUAUUGUACCGUCCUAAAUACUUAUAAUUGCAAAACCUUACUCUAGUUGGAUUUUUAAGAUUUUCAUAAGUUUCAGAAAUGUUUAAAUAACACAGAGAAAUAUGUAUAACUUUAUUUUCAAAGACUCAUCCUCCACUUAUAGAGACAAAGGUCUAUGCCAGUUUUAUUUUCUGUCUGAGUUGCUGAUUUGUUGUCAAGAAUAAAAUAUGCAUUCUAGUUACUAACUACUCCAAGUAUUUUGAUGUUAAGCCUCAUGCUUAGUAGAUUGAUUAUUCAAUCUUCUACUAGUGUUCUGAAUAUUAUUUUGACUAUGUUUUUAUUUAAUUUUGUAAAAAAAUAAAAAAAAUAAAAAUUGCAAUAACAUUUUUCUGGGUUGGACAUAAUUUAAAAAUACGCAUUUCUGUUAUAGCAUAACAUAUAUAACCCUCUCUUAACAUAACCCUCUCUUAAAGGGAUAAAAAAAAGUCAAAAUUAGUCUUUCAUGAUUCAGGUAGAGCAUUGUUUCUCAACCGCGGUCCUCAAGUACCCCCAAGUUUUCAUUUAUAGCUAAACACAGGUGAAAUAAUCAGCUGAUCAGUAACCAUGGUUACUAACCUGCUCUCACCCAUCAGCUGAUUAUUUCACCUGUGCACUGGUUUAGCUGUAAUGAAAACCUGCCCUUGAGGACCGCGGUUGAGAAACAAUGAGGUAGAGCAUAUAAUUUUAAGAAACUUUUAAAUUUACUUCUGUUUUCAAAUGUACUUUGUUCUGUUGGUAUCUGUUGUUUAACCCUUUGAGUGCUAAGCACUUUCCCACCUGGGUGCUAAGCUGUUUAAAGACUUUUAUUUUUUUUAUUUUCUGAAAUAUUUAUUUGUUUAAACUUUUUUUUUCCUCCAGAUCCCCAAGACUUACACUGAUGUAAAGGUUAGGCGAUUACCUUUCCAACGGUGGGUCUUGGGGUUCUGUAGCUGCUUAGAUGCAUGAGAUACAGGCUUCUAAGCAGCAUGCCCCCUUUUCCUAUUCUUAACAUUAUUUUUAAAUAAAGUUGCGCGGUGACGUCAUUGCGUGUGACUUCACCGCUCAAAACGUGAAGCCCCGGCGAUGUCACUAUACAGGCCCGAUCACCAGGGUAGGAGCGGGUGUGAGACCCCAGAUCUCCCUCAACGUGGGAGAGUGCUAGCGACGGCUCUGAGCCGUUGUUAGCACCAGAGUGGGAAACUCUGCGACGGCUCAGAGCCGUCAUUAGCACUGAAAGGGUUAAAAAGAAUAUGUACAUAUCAUGCACUACUAGGAGCUAGCUAGUGAUUGGUGCCUGCACACAUUUGUAUCUUGUGAUUGGCUGACUAGAUAUGCUUAGCUAGCUCCCAGUAGUGAAAUGCUGUUCUUUCAGCAAAGGAUAACAAGAGAUUGAAGCAAAUUUGAUAACAGAAGUAAAUUGGAAAGUUUUUUUAAAAAUUGCAUGUUCUAUCUGAAUAACAAAUGAAAAUGUUGGGGUUUCAUGUCCCUUUGUAACUGGCAUAUUCAGUCCUACUUAUUUACCAAAUAUUUAUAAAUUAAUUGUUGCAAAUAAAAUCACUUUAAAAUAAUAUCCUGCAAUAAAGUACUUUUAACUCUUA
Bombina bombina (fire-bellied toad) is the source of this 2953-nucleotide messenger RNA. RefSeq names its product abhydrolase domain containing 11 (gene ABHD11). The transcript is spliced from 7 exons. Bases 199 to 1134 code for a protein of 311 amino acids. Lineage: Eukaryota; Metazoa; Chordata; Amphibia; Anura; Bombinatoridae. The record is from RefSeq and is a predicted model, not a curated record. Gene Ontology annotation, cellular component: mitochondrion.